GCAUGACUUAAUUGAAGUAAAUUUUGACAAUGUUCAAGGGUUGAAGAUUUAUCUUCCUAUGAGUGUUACUAAAGAGUUUAAGAUGAUGCGAUUGAAAUUUGCCCAAAAAUUCUUUGAAGUUGGAUCAAUCAUGAUGAGCAACCCUCAAUCUCCAACCCUUAAUAAUAUCAAAUAUGUUCUCAGUAUAUACGAUGAAGCAUUAAGUCCUCAAUUAGCUCAAUGUCAGGAUAUUCGUGGCAUUUUACAAUUAGUUAGUCGUAAUUGUUCGCUUGAUGAUAUCACAAUGCUAGAGUUUUUCAUUAACACUUUUAACAUAGAUGAGGCUAAGCCAGUUAUUGAGGAAUAUAAAGAAGCUGUUGAGGAGUUUAAGAAAACAAAACUCAGUAAAUGUUUGAAAGAAAAAUUUUCAUAUGCUUCACUACUUCAAUGUGAAAGGAUUACUAUUGUUGUUGAUGAUAUACAUGCUACUGAAUUCACUCUUAAUGAUGUUAAAAGUUUGUCAUCAGCUAUAUUUGAAAAAUCAUCACGACACAUCAGAUUAAACGUUAUCAAAGAAGGCUCUGUCUUUAUCACUUGCUCUUUCUCUUUGAUUCUAUCUGAGCAGUUAAUUACAGUUGCUCAGGGUAAUAUUGAUGUAUUGAGAGCUAACAAAGUGAAGAGACUAACCAUUGGAUACUGCACUGUGUAUGAGGUACAAAAAAUUGAUGACACUUCUGCUCCUGCUACAAUUGAAUCAGAUGAAUCACCUGGUUUACUCAAGCAACUGAUGAUAUCAUUGGCUAUACAAAUAAUCAGUAGUAAAGAGGAGGUGACUUAUGAGGAAAGCAUGACAUUAAAGAAAGAAGCUGAGUCAUUAAUACAAAGACUGGAUAAGACAUUGAACGCCAGUGUAGCAAAGAGUGAUAAGUUUAAAGAGUAUGAUGAAUUGAAGGAAAUGAAAGAAAUAUUAAAAGAGCAGCUUGCUUCAUUUCAUAAAAAGUACGAGAAAUUGAAGGAAAUGAAAGAAACAUUUGAAGAGCAGCUUGUACUUUCAUUAACUCAAGAAAGUAUUGAAGCAACAGAAUAUGAAGUCCAAGAUUAUUUUGAAGGUAUAGCUGAAAAACUACCAGAGAUUGCAGAUGCGUUCAAUAAGUCAGUCUCUGAUAUCAAAGGACUGGUAGAUGAAGCAACAAGGGGCCUUGAGGAAAUACGUAAACACAGCGAGGUGAGGCAGGUAUCUCAAGUAAAGGAAUCGUAUCAAUCUUUGAGUAAGACAACGAAAACAGUUCACAGUUACCUUGAUAAAGUAAAUGAUUUGUAUCGACUACUCACUGAACAGACUCCUGAUGUAAUAGAAGAUGUUGAGAGUGGAAGAUUGAAGAGUAGUGACCAGUUAGCUGUUCAGAUUGACAAAAUAUUACAAGACAGCACAGAUUUUUAUAUUGAAGUACUUGAUGCCUGUUUCGAGGAAUUUGCCACAAAUUGUGAUGAAGCUCAAGGUGAAUUGAGGAGACUCCAAGAAAAAGAAGAAUUUAAAGAAGCAGCAGCCAAAGUUGCUGCAGGUGGGGCAGUGGUUGGUGGUAUAGCAACAUCAGUGCUAGUUGGAAUAUUUACUGCUGGAAUUGGACUUGCUGUUGGUUUAGGAAUGACUGCAGGAGCAACAGCAUUAACUACAGGAGUUGCUAUAGUCUUGGCAGGUGUAUUUGGUGAUACAGCCAAGUCAUUUGCUGAAAUGAACAAUAGACUCAAGAGACUUGAGCAGAUUAGACAGAUACGAGAUAUAAUUAACGAGAUUCAUCUUACAAACACAAAAAUAAAAAGAAUGACACCUGAUGAGCGUACUAAUCUUGCUAUGAAAAUGAGGUCUACUUAUAAAGAAAGUGAAAAACAUUAUAGCAAGACUUCUAGUAGACUCAAAGUAGCUGCAGAGAUUAAGGUAGCUUUUGCUAACAAAGUUGAUGAUGUGUUUCCAAAUUGAAUUACAUUACAACAUGCAUUUUACAACAUAUGUGUUACCAAUUGAUUGUGCUAGUUAAUUACAAUUAUGAUAAACUACUUAUUGUUUGAAUUUUUUUGAAAUUGGAAAAUCAAAGGGCCCAACAGCCAACACAGAGUGAAAAAAGGAACUAAA
Molecule: messenger RNA, 2110 nt
Organism: Amphimedon queenslandica
Lineage: Eukaryota; Metazoa; Porifera; Demospongiae; Haplosclerida; Niphatidae
Exons: 8
Coding region: 59-1957 (632 amino acids)
Source: RefSeq, a predicted model, not a curated record